AUGGUGCAUUCUGACGACGCACUGAAAGGAGUUCCGCACGAGCUCUGUGAAUCUAAUUCUACUUUUAAGAUUGAUGCGAAUGAUACUAUUCGAGCUUUGGGACUCGAAUGGAAGCCAAAUUCGGACAGACUUCAGAUUAUCACAAAUACAAUAUGUCAUGCAUCCACAAAGCGCGAGAUGCUGUCCGCAAUUGGUAAACUAUUCGAUCCUUUGGGAUUGAUAAGUCCUAUUUUAACGGUAACUAAAAUCCUGAUGCAAAGUCUUUGGGAAAUCAAGACAGGCUGGGACGAUCCACUCCCGGAUUCGGUGCUAGACAAAUGGAAGGAAUUCCGAAAUUCCUUAAAUAAUACUCACGAGUUAUAUGUUCCUCGAUUAGUUGUAGAUGUAUCAAAGAAUUGUCGAUAUUCCAUGUUUGGAUUUUGUGACGCUUCCGAGAAAGCAUAUAGCACAUGUAUCUACAUACGAUCGGUAAGCGAAUCCAGCGAAGAAACGACAGUUAUUAUAUGCGCGAAAGCGAGGGUAACUCCUUUAAAGAAGCAAUCUAUACCUAGAUUAGAACUAUGUAGCGCGUUACUACUAUGUAAACUGAUCAAUAAUGUAAAACACGCCAUUCACAUUGAAAUCGAUGAAAUACGAGCAUGGUCUGAUUCCAUGGUCGUGCUGUACUGGCGUCGCGGCGUAGCGCAUCUGAUCUCAAGAGGAGUUUCACCUGUUCAGCUGAAGGAUAAUUCCUUAUGGAGGAAUGGCCCUAAAUGGUUGUCAUAUAUUCGUCCCAUUACAAGCGAAGGAAAUCUCGAUUUGGAAUUUGCCGAGGAUGCCAUACAUAGAGCCGAGAUUGAAGCUAAGCAACUCACUGCAGUUUGCAAUCUCAUCGUACCUCAAUUAUUGGUUUCCAACGAGACAAUCAACACACUCAUCACGAACUGCUCAACGUUCACAAGGAUUGAGCGGAUACUUGCCUAUUACAUUAGAUUUCUUCAUAAUUGCCGCAAAGGACAUGAAAACCGAGAACUAUCUAAAUUGAUUCUACCUCCUGAGUUGGAGUUAUCAAGACGCGAAGUACUCAAGCAUUUACAACGUGUCUACUUCGCGGAAGAGCUAAAAUGCCUUCAAAACAAACGAGAAUUAAGCAGAACUAGCCCAUUACUUCAGCUAUCAUUUUUAGACAAACAUGGUAUCAGGAUGAGCGGACGACUUCAGGGCGGCGCCUUGGAGUUUCGAAAGGAAACAUCCCAUCUUACUGCCCGCACAAUGCAAGAUCACACGUUAGCUGAUCGAAAGAGAGCAUCACGCUCUACUACAUGCUAA
Messenger RNA from Acromyrmex echinatior (Panamanian leafcutter ant), 1308 nucleotides. RefSeq lists its product as uncharacterized. Lineage: Eukaryota; Metazoa; Arthropoda; Insecta; Hymenoptera; Formicidae. The record is from RefSeq and is a predicted model, not a curated record.